GGAGGCAGCGCGGGGAUGAAGGGGGGGUGCACUGCACUGGCGGCACUGGCAGGAUGCGGGGGGCGCAGCGGGCGCUGUGCCUGCUGCUGGUGGCCUCGGCCUCGCUGGCCGCGCUGUACCUGCACCUCUGGGCACCCAAGGGCCCCCCCAGCGUGGACCUGCGGCGCCCCCCCCCCCGAGCGGCUGCCGCCCCCCCUGCCGCCCCCCGCCCGCGCCUACCCCCACGUGCCCUUCCGCCUCAAGGAGGAAGUGAUGGAGCUGCUGCCCAGGAACGGCUGCUCGUGCGAGGCGGAGGCGGAGGCGGGGCUGGCGCUGCCCCUACGGCGGCGGCUCUUCGGGCCCGGCCCGGGAGGGUUCGACUUCGCCAGCGCCUUCAGCCCCGGGGAGCGGCCGCGGCAGCUGCGGCUGCGGGAGCGAGAGUACCGCAACUACCGGAACCGGGUGCAGACCCCCGCUGACCGGCUGCUCAUCGUCCCGGCUAACUCCCCUCUGGAGUACCCGGCGCAGGGGGUGGAGGUGCGGCCGCUGCAGACCGUGCUGGUGCCCGGGCUCAGCCUGCAGGCGCCGGCCAGGAACAGGUACCAGGUGAACCUGACGGCCUCGCUGGGGACGCUGGCGGUGGCGGCCGAGGUGGAGGGCGUGGCGCUGCGGGGGGAGGGGCAGCCUCACCUGUCCUUGGCCGCCGCCCACCUGGACCACCUGAACCGGCAGCUGCAGUUCGUGACCUACACCAACACCCAGUUCCACCCCGACACCGCCGACAUCGUGCAGUUUUCCACCGACGGCCACUCCGCCGCCUUCGCCAUCCGCAUCCGGCACCCGCCCACGCCGCGCCUGUACGGCCCGGGGACCGCCGGGGACAGCGACGGGGACGGCGACAGCGACAGCAGCGGGGACGGGGGGUACAACAUCUCGGCGCUGGUGACCGUGGCCACCAAGACGUUCCUGCGCUAUGACAAACUGCGGGGGCUCAUCGCCAGCAUCCGCCGCUUCUACCCCUCUGUCACCAUCGUGGUGGCCGAUGACAGCCAGCGCCCCGAGCCGCUGUCCGGGCCACACCUGGAGCACUACCUCAUGCCCUUCGGCAAGGGCUGGUUCGCCGGGAGGAACCUGGCGGUGUCGCAGGUGACAACCAAAUACGUGCUGUGGGUGGACGAUGAUUUCAUCUUCACACCCCGCACGCGGCUGGAGAAGCUGGUGGAUGUGCUGGAGAGAACCAGCCUGGACCUGGUGGGCGGCGCGGUGCGGGAGAUCACGGGUUACACCACCACGUACCGGCAGCGCCUGAGCGUGCGGGGCGGCGGAGCGGGGGGCGAUUGCCUGCGGACCCGGCCCGGCUUCCACCACCGCCUCGCCGGCUUCCCCGCCUGCGUGGUCACCGACGGCGUGGUCAACUUCUUCCUGGCCCGCACCGACAAGGUGCGCCAGGUGGGCUUCGACCCCCGCCUGCGCCGCGUGGCUCAUCUCGAGUUCUUCAUUGACGGGCUGGGGGUGCUGCACGUGGGCUCGUGCGAGGACGUGGUUGUGGAUCACGCGUCCAAGCUGGCGCUGCCGUGGCGGCGCUCGGAGGGGGAGCGGCAGUACAACCGCUACCGGUACCCGGCGGCGCGGGACGACAGCCUGCGCCUCAAACAGCGCCUCUUCUUCUUCAAGAACCGCUUCAAGUGCAUGGCUGGCGACUAAGCGUGCCCAGCGGCCAGCGGCGGGUGGCGCUGGGGUGACACGGGGGUGGUGCCACCCGCUGUGACACGGAGGUGACGCAGGGACAGCACCCGCGGGGUCACCGAGCACGGACACCCCAUGGACAUCACUCACCUCGAGGGUCACUGCUGCCACCCCACGGUGUCCCCAGAGCCACCACAGCCGUGGCUGCUCCGUGGGCCACGUGUGGCCACAUGUGGGACACCCCCAGGGCCACCAACCCUGGGGCACCCUGGGGUGGCCACCACCCUUGGCUGUCCCCGCUGACACUGGUGUGACACAGGGCCACUGCCACUACGGUCCAGCUCCAGGGUCAUCACUACCGCGGCCACCCCUCCGUGGGCCACCCCCUGUGCCACCACCAGUGGCUGCUCCCGGUGGUGUCCUGAGAGCCACCAGCACGGGACACCCCCGGGACCACCCCCAGGGCCACCCCCAGGGCCACUGCCAUGGGCCACCACCCAGUGCCACCACCCAGGGCCACCACGGGGUCCCCGGAGCCACCCCCGCCCCCCCCCCCGCGGUGUUUUUAGCUCUUUUGUACUUUGGGGGUGGGGUGGUGGCGGGGUCCCCCCGGGCAUUGGGUCUCCUCUCCUGUUGUCCCCAACUCCGUUUUCUAUCGUCCAGCCCCUCCCCCCGCGCUGCCGCCAGGAUUUUUGUGCCAAGUCUCGGCCCCUCCCCCCCCAGGACCCCCGGGGUGGGUGGGGGAGGGGCUGGGGGAGGGGCUGCCCCCCCCCCCUUUUCUACCCAAUGGAUGGCGAGAUUUUAACCAG
Molecule: messenger RNA, 2474 nt
Organism: Catharus ustulatus (Swainson's thrush)
Lineage: Eukaryota; Metazoa; Chordata; Aves; Passeriformes; Turdidae
Gene: B4GALNT1
Product: beta-1,4-N-acetyl-galactosaminyltransferase 1
Exons: 11
Coding region: 16-1683 (555 amino acids)
Biological process (GO): ganglioside biosynthetic process
Cellular component (GO): Golgi membrane
Molecular function (GO): hexosyltransferase activity
Source: RefSeq, a predicted model, not a curated record